AUGGAUGCUAAACAAAACCCUCAAACUAGAACAAAUUGUAACUCACCCGAAUUCGAGUUCUGGAUGCUCCGAAACCCGUCUUUUCCACAACCGAAUCUUCUCACUGCCGAUGAACUCUUCGUCGACGGUGUACUCCUUCCCCUCCACCUUAUCCCUGUCACGAAUAACUCUGAUCCACCAAACCCGGACCCACUAGUUAAAGACCCGGAUCCAGAACCCGAAUCUUCACAACCCGAAUCUUCACCUGCUAUAACUGAAUCCUCAACCACCACCACUUUCUCAUCUUCAAAACGGUGGAAAGAUAUUUUCAGAAAAGGUGAGAAAAAAACCACAGAAAACAACAACACAGAACAGAAAGAGAAAGAGAACAAGAAGGAGAAGAAGAAAGAGAGAAAAAACAAAAGCGGUUCCACUUCUGCAGAGUUGAACAUCAAUAUAUGGCCAUUUUCACGAAGUAGGUCCGCGGGUAACACCGGCACCCGACCUAAAUUAUUCCCCGGGGCUCCGGUUACCCGGAAAGUCAACAGUGCGCCGUGUUCUCGUAGCAACUCAACCGGAGAAUCCAAGUCGAGGAAAUGGCCGAGUAGUCCGGGUCGGGCCGGGGUUCACGUCGGUCGGAGCAGUCCAGUAUGGCAGGUUCGUCGCGGUAUCUCCAAAAACUCAGAGCAACAAACUCUCAACGCAGAGAAAGCGUCAAAGACUGAAUCCGCCGCAACUCGCCGGAGCAAGGUGGUUUCUAACGGCGGAGGUAAAACUAGGGUUUUGAGCUUGAAUGUUCCGAUGUGUAUUGGCUACAGACAUCACUUGAGCUGUAGAAGUGACGAGAGCGGUUCCGUUGGUGUGAGUGGUGGCGCCGUGACGAACGGUGGUGGUGAGUGUCAUAAUGAUGAAGGAAGUGGGGGUAACAUUUUUAAUCUACGCAACCUCUUCACCAAAAAAAGCAUAGUAACUUCUCACUAG
Molecule: messenger RNA, 960 nt
Organism: Lathyrus sativus (Indian pea)
Lineage: Eukaryota; Viridiplantae; Streptophyta; Magnoliopsida; Fabales; Fabaceae
Source: the annotation of a GenBank genome assembly